ACGUAUUUAGAAUAUAGUGAUUAUGGUAGAGAUUUAAUAAAAUCAUCAUUAUCUCAGCCUUUUAAUUUGAUACUUCUAAAUAAUACGAGUACUUCUAUAGAUUUAGAUGAUGAUGUAUCAGCUUCACGUCCUGAAUCUAGGAAUUUAAAGAUAUUAAUUUCUAAAAGCGAAAUCCAUAGAAAUAUAAAUGAACUUGAUAAUGCAUCAGCUCCUUUGCAUUCGGGAUCAAUAGAUUUUAAUACGUAG
Molecule: messenger RNA, 246 nt
Organism: Funneliformis caledonium
Lineage: Eukaryota; Fungi; Glomeromycota; Glomeromycetes; Glomerales; Glomeraceae
Source: the annotation of a GenBank genome assembly